This is a messenger RNA of Microplitis demolitor, 561 nucleotides long. RefSeq names its product DNA-directed RNA polymerases I, II, and III subunit RPABC3 (gene Rpb8). The record is from RefSeq and is a predicted model, not a curated record. Gene Ontology annotation, molecular function: DNA-directed RNA polymerase activity. Bases 19 to 471 code for a protein of 150 amino acids. NCBI's taxonomy places the organism in Eukaryota, Metazoa, Arthropoda, Insecta, Hymenoptera, Braconidae. Gene Ontology annotation, biological process: DNA-templated transcription. Gene Ontology annotation, cellular component: RNA polymerase III complex; RNA polymerase II, core complex; RNA polymerase I complex. The transcript is spliced from 4 exons.
AUAACAAAAGUUUGUAAAAUGGCGGGCGUCUUGUUUGAAGAUAUUUUUAACGUCAAGGACAUCGAUCCUGAAGGGAAAAAAUUUGACAGGGUCAGCCGUCUGCACUGUGAAUCUGAAUCCUUUAAGAUGGACCUCAUUCUCGACAUCAACAGCUGGCUCUAUCCAAUGGAACUCGGGGACAAAUUUCGACUGGUUCUUGCGACCACCUUGAGAGAAGAUGGUUACCCCGAUGGCGGAGAUUGGAAUACUAUCGAGCAAGCAGGAUCCAGAGCAGACAGUUUUGAAUACGUAAUGUCCGGAAAGGUUUACCGCAUCGAAGGAGAUGAACUCAGCAACGAACCUGGCAGCCGCUUAUCCGCCUACGUAUCCUUUGGAGGACUUUUGAUGAGAUUACAAGGAGACGCAAACAAUUUACAUGGCUUUGAAAUUGAUCAGAAUAUGUACCUGCUUAUGAAGAAACUCGCUUUCUGAAUAAACAUUAAAAAAAAAAAAUAUUUCAUAUUUUUAUACUUUUAUAAUUAUUGGAUAAAAUAAAAAAUAAAACUUAACAGAACAAAGGAA